Macrosiphum euphorbiae (potato aphid) is the source of this 882-nucleotide messenger RNA. Lineage: Eukaryota; Metazoa; Arthropoda; Insecta; Hemiptera; Aphididae. The record is from the annotation of a GenBank genome assembly.
AUGACGACAUUAAUUUUUAAUACGAUUUUAUGCACUCUCGUGUUUCAGCUGGACGGUCGAAUGUUGGCGGGUCAAAUGAAACGUGUCAGCGGCGGGGUCGGUAGAAACAUAGCCGACGCUUUGGGCCGGUUCGGACACGAAGUCCGUUUCUUGACCGCUGUAGGGGACGAUUCCGACGGCCGCUCGAUAAUCCAAUCGCUCGGGCACAUCAACACCGACGACAUCUCUGUGGUCAGCGAUCAGUCGACGUCUUGGUGCGUGGUGUUCCAGAACCGGCAAGGCGACUGCAUGGCGUGCAUCGGCGACAUGGAAUGCCACAAGCGAAUAACUAUUGACAUGAUCAAGAAAAAUAUUGACGCUUUGUACCAGAGUCCGCUCGUGGUUAUCGAUGGAAAUGUUUGUCCGGAGACAAUGGAAUUUGUAAUUGGAUUUUGUAACGAGGAAAACAUACCAGUAUACUUUGAAACAACUGACAUUGCUGUGGCUUCCCAACCAUUUCAUUCGGACAUGUGGAAAGGGCUUUCCUUUAUGUCUCCAAACUUGAAGGAGUUACAAGAAAUUUCAAAAAAACUUACAGCUGAAGUGCCUGUAAAUUACGCCAUUAAAGUUUCCAUUAACGGCGGCGACGAAUUCGACACACGAGAUCGCAUAAUGAAUAGUUCAAAAGACAUCGUUUGUAAGCUAAUAUCUCACAUUCCCGUCAUUAUGGUAACGCUUGGCGACAAAGGGCUGUUGUUGGCUUCGAGACAAUCCGAUGACACGGUUUCGUUAGUACACUAUCCAUCGCAAAAAAUAGAGACUCCCGUCAGUGUUUCUGGAGCCGGUGAUUGGUAUGUACCUUAUUAUUUUGUUAUUUGUUCAGGUAUGCUCAUUCCCAUAUAG